AUGGACUUUGAAAGCAAAGAAAUCUUGAUAAGUUAUUCUGAUCAAUAUAGAGACGAUUAUUAUGUUUACUUAAUAGUUUAUCUGGAUCAAAAAAUAUCUCAAAAGAUUCCAAUAAAUAAGAGAGGUAUUUUAAAAUCUAAAUUUUAAAGGGUUUUUGCUAAGAGAGCCAGAAUGGAGAGAAUUAGGUAUUAAGCUAUUCAAAGGUUGGCUUAAUUAUGAUGUGCACUAUCCAGACCCUUAUAUUCUAUUUUUUAGGAAGAGAAUAGAUUAAAGAAUUUAAGAAAAGAAAAAAUAAUAAACUAAAUGA
This is a messenger RNA of Paramecium pentaurelia, 307 nucleotides long. Lineage: Eukaryota; Ciliophora; Oligohymenophorea; Peniculida; Parameciidae. The record is from the annotation of a GenBank genome assembly.